This is a messenger RNA of Labeo rohita (rohu), 3196 nucleotides long. RefSeq names its product sodium channel subunit beta-4. The record is from RefSeq and is a predicted model, not a curated record. Lineage: Eukaryota; Metazoa; Chordata; Actinopteri; Cypriniformes; Cyprinidae. Gene Ontology annotation, biological process: T cell costimulation; positive regulation of T cell proliferation; negative regulation of T cell proliferation. The transcript has 4 exons. Bases 215 to 658 code for a protein of 147 amino acids. Gene Ontology annotation, cellular component: external side of plasma membrane.
UUUCAUUUUGCUAGUUUUAUACCUAGUAGAUUGUGUUUUAUCAAAUACAUACAUAAACAAACAAAUAAAUAAAUAAAUACAAUUAUUGUUGCCCAUAUUCCGCUAUAUGUGCGCAUGCCCAGUAGCCGCAUCUGUACACCCUCUAGUCUUACCCAACAUUUGGAGAAACAAGAAAAAUAACGAGAAGAAAUAUUAACCGCAGAUAUUGUCGAAGAUGGUAUUAAGAUGCUGGGUCAUUUAUUUACUUCUACAUCUGACAAGCAAAGUGUCUCUGCAGGACUCUGCAGUUACUACAGUUACCCGUUACAGUUUUGUUGGAGGAUCUGUCACCUUGCCAUGCAUAUAUGGCAAUAAUCUGCAAGGUAAUGAUGUAUAUUGGCGAUACAAUGUAAGCAGGAAAGUGUUAAGUAUUAUAAAAGGCAAGCCCUCACCAGAAAAACAGGACAAAAUAUUCAGCAAUCGAACAGACAGUUUCCCUUCAGAAUAUCCAAAGGGAAACUACUCAGUUGUGCUCAAAGAUCUGGAGUUGACGCAUGCUGGAAACUACACUUGUUUUUUACAAAACUCCGAUGGCGAAAAGAAUAUACAACUUUUUGUCAAAGAAAAGCCUCAACAACCAACUCCAAGCCAAAGAAACUCAUGGAAAUACAGUCACUGAAGAUUUUGACUUUUCCAACCACUCUACUCAUACUCUGUUACUCUGGACUGUGUGGUUUCGUCGACUUACUGAGUCUGUAUUAUUAGCAGCUAAGCACCACAGCUAUUGUAUUUGUUAGUGUUCUUAUUGUUCUGAACAAGAACUGGAGCCUUGAGUAUACCGAUGCUUUUGAUGUUGUAGACACAUUUUCACAGGAGUCAUUCACUCACCUUUAGAAUAACUGCAUAAACUACUUAAACCAGAUGCUUUGCAGUCUGGUCAAAAACACUGUAAUACUGUAGAAACCUCAUUGGUCAAUUUCUUUAAUAUCUUAGAAAACAUGUCUAUGAGCUGAAAAAGUGCUCUUGAAUGGAUCAUCUUUUUAUGUGGAUAAUUGGCUUACUAAUCAUCAAACUCAAAACGUCAAAUCCCCUCCACAAAUGUCAUAUCGGUUUCUUCACGUCCUAUAUAUUUUCAGCAGUGUUUUUUGGUGUUAGUGUGCUUGGCCUUUUACCCACUACUUUUAUAUUGUAGUUACAUUUGUUUGUUUUGCUUGUUUUGUCUCUGUAUCAAGUGCUAUGUUAGAUUUACAAUUACAAUAUGACACACACAUUGCAUAGAGGAAAGCAGGGUGAGUUGAGCCAGUUUUUACAUGUGAGCACAUGACAGUAAUGGGUCAAACUUAAAUAUGUACAUAAAAUUCAGGAUGUGGUGCAGCCUUGGGAAUAAUCACUUUGGAUCUAAAAUAAACUGCUUUUAAAAUGGCUUUACAAAAAAUAAUGCUAUAUCAAAGAGUAAUUUCAAUGAAAAAUGGCUUCCUAAAAUCUGUGUGUGAUCCUUAUGAUGGGCCGACCAUCCAUGCAGGGAGUUUCCCACCUGUGGCUCAAGACGCUGGGUUAGGCACAAGCUCCUCUGACCCUAUAGGGACAAAGCAGUUUGGAUAAUAAAAUUGAUGGAUGGAUGAGUUCUAAAAUGUCUAAUUUAAAGAUACAGUUCAAAACUUUGAAGGCAUUUUUUUAAUAUUAAGAGAAGUUUAGAGCAAAAUACAAUUUAAAUUAGAGAAUUGAGAAUUAAAAAAACUGACUGCAGUUGUGAUCCUGAACCACAAAGCCAGUCAUAAGGGUAUUUUUUUUGAGAUUGAAAUUGAGAUUUAUACAUCAUCUGAAAGCUAUAAAUGAAAAAGUGAAUACAUAAGCUUUCCAUUGAUGUAUGGUUUGUUAGGAUAGGACAAUAUUUGGCCAAGAUACAACUAUUGGAAAAUCUGGAAUCUGAGGGUGCAAAGAAAUGAUCAAAAUUUUUGUCAAAAGGUCACAAUUGACCUUACAGAACUGGGCUAAUAGCACUCAACAUCCCACUUAUGAAUGUUGCAGGGAAAUACAAUGUCAUAAAAUCUGUGUGGCCAAAUCUAAAGUGGCCAAUUUUCACAAACAAGGCCUGUUUUAAAUUUUUUUAGAAGAAAAAUUAGUUCAAAACAAAGAACCACAUAAAAAUGUCUGGUCUAAAAUUUAUUAAAUAUAAAGAAGAAUUAAAGUAAAAUCAUACUUUAUAAUCAUAAGAAGGGGAAAGCCUCUGGCUCAACUUAUCCAGGACCUUUGACUCAAAUUACCCCACUCUCACCAUUUUAACAAAUGUAUAUCAUCCAGCAGUUUAUAGCUAACAUCUUACUAACAGUAUAGUCUCAUAUUAUGUAAGCAAUAAGGUAGGAGAGUAAGUGCCGUAUUGUGAAUAAGUCAUGGCUGAAGGGUGUUGUCAGGCAUGGCGCAAAUUAUAAACCUUCCUAAAGCACAAAUUGAUGUGUAAUGCUUUUUCAGAUUUGUCUAUAUUUGUUUAGACACAAGAAGUGUUAGUCCUUGAAUAUAAAAUAUCACUUUGAUCACUUUUUGAAACUUGUCAACUUUGUUUUUUUUUUUUUUUAAUGUAGUUACCAAUUAUCUCUCUUCAUCACAGGGCGAAUAAAAUGGAUAAAAUUGAUAACUCUUCAUAUAUUGGUGGUCAUAUCACCAAUUGGCUAGAAACAAGGAGUAGCUCAAACUUUGUAUUAAACUGGAAUAAGUAUUGGCUUGGCUUUUCAAAUGGUGGAAGUUAUUAAGUGCUUUGUGUUCACUGUAUUGUUCAGUUUCUGUAGUACUUAUUUAUUUUUAACUGAAUGCUACUGUCAGAUAAAAAGCAGUGUUUAUUUGUAUCUUUCUUUAUUGUAUUUGACAUGUUGUUUAUUUUAUUUUAUUUUAUUUUUGGUGGUGAUUUUUGUUCCAGUGUUUAAAAGUGUUAAAAAUUCAGUGUUAAAAAUGCUGAACUGUUAAAAAUCAAAGUUAUGUAUUUAGAAAAACAAUGAAAAAUGAGCUGCUGUUUUACAGAUCAUUAAAAUAACAAAAGGCUCUUAUGUUUUUUUUUUUUUAAAUUUGUCAUUCUAAAGAACAGCAAGCUACCCAGGUGUUUAAAGGAAAAGCCUACAUAGUAUGGAUUCAUAUAUGUCUAAUGGCUCCAGUCUGCCCCCGUAUGAUGUCAGUUUAACUGGAAAAAGGGAUGAAUAAAUAAAAGUGCUGUGUGAGCAUGUGUUCA